This is a messenger RNA of Rangifer tarandus platyrhynchus (Svalbard reindeer), 963 nucleotides long. The record is from the annotation of a GenBank genome assembly. Lineage: Eukaryota; Metazoa; Chordata; Mammalia; Artiodactyla; Cervidae.
AUGAUGGACUGCUGCCAGACUUCCAUCCCGAGCAAAGAAGAGGUGCCCAAGCACGUGGACUGUCUGAUAAACGGACACAAAGUUGUUCUUUUUACGAGAAAGGAUGAGAAAAGCGAGAGGGUGGCCGACGUGCUGAAAGACCUCGACGUCAAAGAUCUGUGUAUCCAGGAUGUCGAGAAGUGCAACUACAAAGAUGAGGUUUUGGAGGUCCUCGCAAAAAAGACCGCGACUUCAGCGACACCAAUGCUUUUUAUUGGUGGAGAGCCCUACUGCGGCGCGCACGAGCAGGGUGCCCCACCCAUCCGAAGCGACCGACCGCUGUACAACCGUCGGGUCGGGUCAGUGUCAAACUGGCCCGGGACGAGCCCGUUGCAUAGAUGCAAGCCAGCAGAAAGAAGCUACCCGCACGGCGGAGAGACGAGCCGUGCGACGCUACAGGCAGAGCGGCCGCGUCGUGUGGCGCAUACCGUCCACAACCUUUCCUCUCGCUUCUUUCCGCACAUACAGUUAAUUAUUCCGGAUGACAAGAAAGGAGACGAAAUUGCCUCUGCGCUGAAGUCCGUAGAGGCCAAAGAUAUGGUGAGUCAGCCUUUGCACUCGGGUGACUGCCGGCUCUGCUGCUCUUCGCUCAAGCGUCUUCUGCGUAGUGGUAUUGUUUACGGCAUAAAUGCGGCGCGCGUAGCUCCCAACAACUUGUGGUUACCGUGCCUAAGAUUAGCUUUUCUGAGGCACAAUAGGAUGCACGCGCUGGGACCGUCUACGACAAAGAUGACGGACCGGAACCCGGAGAGCGUACCAAAAGGGGGACCGGAAGCCUUUAGUUUCCGUGGAGGCACGUUGCGCAACUUCGUGUGGUGCAGUGAAUGGGCCGUGUUGACGCAUCCAAACUCACUGGAACGUGUCAGCGUCUCGCCCGCUACAGCAGCCACCAGCAUGGUCCUCAGAUCUACCGGAUGGAUCUGA